UGGCAAUGGAUGUGAAACUGUCAAAAAAUCCACCUCAAAAAGACGGCGAACAAAACAAAACUGCUAAUCGAAAAUUAAAUUUUUGUAAAAUUUCAGUACAUUACGUCCAGUUCUCUGUCCAUCAAUUAUUUCAAAAUUCCGGUUCUUUGUCUCUCAUUUUCUGUAGUACAAGUGUAUCAAUUCAAAACUCUCCAAAGUGUUCCGUCACGCGGUUCGCAUUUUCCGCACGGCUCAGCAACUGGGAGCUCAAAUUUCGGCAUUCCACGUUAAGUUCUGCAAAGUCAGCGGAAACGGGUUUCCUUCCAGCGGCAGUUCCGAUGACCUGAUAGUGCAGUGUCCCGUCGCCAGUCCACAUUCUUCCAGAUGAUCCUGCUGGUGGUGUGACCCCCCGGAAAUGCUGCAAACUCUAGCCCUGCGAUGGUUCCGUCGGUACAAGGUUUUCUUCCUGAUCGGUCUGCUGAUUGUGGGAGCGCAAAUCUUCCUCGCCUAUAAGCUGCUCAAGAUUCCCGUUUCCGGCAGCGGAAGCAAUGAGGAGCGCGAUCUGAGCAAGCGGCUCUACGAGAAGUACGUUAAGAAGGUGGCCGGAUCGAACCUUUCCGCCGAUGACGAAGAUCCUGCGGGGAAUUUAGCGGAUCAACAGCAGCAGCAAGGGAAUGUCCGCGGAAAGGAGGACAGAGAAGUGCCAAGGAAGGACCAAGGCAGAACAUAUCUGAAUGUGAACGAGUUGGAGUUUGUGCCGCCAUGUGACAUUCGAAGCAAGGAAACUAUUUCGGCGGUGCACAGAGCAAAAAGUCAGUCCUGUAAAAGGCAAAUCCUGGACAUUGCUUGCGAGAUUCAGAAGGGGACGUUCUAUCCGAGAAAGUUGCCCAACUUUUGUCCGAAUGGGGAUUAUGUGCCGGAUCGGGAGUUGGGUUGCUUCCAGGAUGAGAAGAAUUUCCGCCUUUUGUCCGGCUAUUACACGAAUUUCAAAACGAACAAUUCUCCGCGACGGUGCAUUCAGCUUUGUCUGCAGUCUGGCUUUCUUUACGCCGGAGUUCAGUACUCUAGUGAAUGUUUCUGCGGAGAUGAACCCCCGAAAGCUUCGGCGAAACUGCCCGAUUCCAGUUGCAAUAUGAAAUGUUCCGGAGACCCGAAGCAAGCCUGCGGAGGAUAUUUUACGGCAAAUAUCUACGAAACCGGAAUUGCUAAAUUUACCCCACAAACGACUGAGGUAACAACCAGAGCAGGUGAAGAGCCGGUUCGAAUCGUAUUCUUGCUCACACUGAAUGGCCGUGCUCUGAGGCAGGUCAAUCGACUGUUGAAAACUCUGUACAGUCCUAGGCAUUACUAUUUCAUACAUAUCGACUCGCGUCAGGAAUACCUCUACAGAGAGUUGCUCAAAUUGGAACAACACUUCCCCAACAUUCGGCUGUCCCGGAAUCGUUGGUCCACCAUUUGGGGCGGGGCGUCAUUGCUGCAGAUGCUGCUCGGUUCCAUGGAGUAUCUGCUGAAGGAAACUCCCAGUUGGAGAUGGGACUUUGUGCUGAACCUGAGUGAAAGUGACUUUCCGGUGAAAGCGUUGGACAAAUUGACCAACUUUUUGAGUGCAAAUCGGGGGAAGAACUUUGUGCGUAGUCACGGUCGCGAAGUGCAGCGAUUUAUCCAGAAGCAGGGCUUGGAUCGGACCUUUGUGGAGUGUGAUAAUCAUAUGUGGCGCAUUGGGGAUCGCGUGCUGCCCUCGGGGAUUCAGAUCGACGGAGGAAGCGAUUGGAUUUGCUUGUCGAGACAAUUUGCCCGUUAUGUAACGGAAGGAAGGUAUGAGGAUCCACUCGUAUCCGGAUUGUUGAUUAUUUUUAGACAAACGAUACUGCCAGCGGAGUCCUUUUUUCACACGGUUCUCCGCAAUUCCGAAUUUUGCAAUACGUAUGUGGACAAUAAUUUACACGUUACCAAUUGGAAGCGACGGUUAGGCUGUAAAUGUCAGUACAAACAGAUAGUGGACUGGUGCGGAUGCAGUCCGAAUGAUUUCAAGCCAGAAGAUUGGGCCAAAUUACAAGGCACCGAAGCCAAACAGUUCUACUUUGCCAGAAAGUUUGAACCGAUUAUCAAUCAGGAAGUUAUUCUGCAGUUGGAGGAAUGGGUGAAUGGCCCUUAUCCAGCAGAUUAUCCAAAUCUUCACUCGUAUUGGCAAAACUUCUUCCAUCAUGAAGACAAACUCGUUUCUGUUGAUGGAGCUCUGUUGAAUGUAGUCCACAGUAUCCUAAGAAUCAAUGCCAAGUCGGAGUUCGGUCAAUUUCAGGAACCAUUCCGGAUACGAGAGUUGAACCAUUUCUUGGACCACGACCGUUAUCGAGGAUUUCUAAUCCUAUACGAGGCUUCCAUAGCAGACGAAACUGUCCUAUUGGAAACUCGCGCUCAGCCAACGUUUUCCGCCCAAGUGUCCAAAUCAGUUGCACUCGGUCGUCGAAUAACGCAACUCGAAGUCAGCACCGAUUUCGACCAGAAGGAACAAGUUUCCCGUAAUUUCCAAAGGGUCAUCGGUACCAAUGCUGAACUAAACCUAAUCUUCCGAUUGGCCGGAUCGCGAGCCGAAAAGAACACCACCAGCUACGCGUUGACCAUUCUGUGGCUGGAUCCCAAAGGCGAACUGGCCGAUACGAGUGAAUUGAACAUUGAGGACACGCCUUCCGGUCCAUCAGAGAACUUGAUCCAUUUCAGCAAAGCUGCCAAUUUGAAGCCACCUCUGUUAGCGGGAAUUUGGACUGCCAAAUUAAUCCACAAGAAGGUCUUGCUGGGAGUAACACGCUUCCUAGUCGUGAACAGUACGCUGAUGGGAGUGGAUGUUCCCAGUGCAAAUGAAACUACCAAAGAGCAACAGCUUCAAGAGCAGAUCGAUCAGCUAGAUAGGUUAGUGCAACAGUUUUUUAACUUUAAGGAAACCUGCUGGGUGGGGAAGGAAGGAGCAGAACGGCGAGUGGCUCGUCCAGAAGGUUUAGAAGACUGCAGCAAAGCGAACUGGAGUAGCUUCGCGUCGGAUCCGAAAAGCGAUAUCUACGCAGCAGCGACCAACAGAUAUAUCGAAGGAGGGAUGGGAUUUAUGUAAGAUAAUAAGCAUUUAAAAUCGCUUAGGUAGUAAGUUUUCUCUGUUGAUGGUUUUAUUUGGUUGUGUUUUAACUGUGUAAAGAAGAUUAGAAACAAAACAGUAAAUUUUGUUUGUGCCAUUUGCGUUUGCGUACAGCUGAACUCAUGAGAGCUGUGCUUCGUUCCAACCAAUUCUAUUUGAGUAAAACUCAAUUUUAUAUCAUUUUUAAACGGAUCGCUUUUAAUCAGUUGAAUCUUACUUUGUUUUAUCAUUUUAAGUGAUUUUAGUUACAGAAGCUACCCAUAUGUAGGAUAGAAAGAAGAAACAGAGCUAUUAGGCGAUAGUAAUAUUGCAGAAUCGAUAAAAAUGUUAUACCAAAAAACCUUCUAAGAGUUCAGAUAAUGUUGUCCAAGUUUUACUUUAAAAAAUUCUUCUAAGAUACUCUUUCCAUUUGAUUACUCGUCUUUCAAUUAAUUCUCGCUCUUGUAAAUAACAUUUUCUCAUUUCUGACGAAUCAAAAUCUUGGAAUAGAUUAAGAUCAAAGUAUUUCGAAAGCAUUAUAAUAUUUAAAAAGCAUUCGAUUGUUGCAUUUCAAGCCGUACUCAUUUCGCAAAUGUGAUAAAAUUUCCGCUUUAUUUCCUCGUAAGUAUCUUAUACUCAACUUCAGGAAAAAACGAUAACGAUUGUUUGUCAUCAUCAUUUAGGUACCAUAUUAAUAAAAGCUGUUCGUCAAAUCAGUCAGAUCGAAUCGUUAAUAAAAAUGUACAAGAAUGUAUUUUCGAAAACAA
Molecule: messenger RNA, 3849 nt
Organism: Aedes aegypti (yellow fever mosquito)
Lineage: Eukaryota; Metazoa; Arthropoda; Insecta; Diptera; Culicidae
Gene: oxt
Product: xylosyltransferase oxt
Exons: 4
Coding region: 395-3082 (895 amino acids)
Biological process (GO): heparan sulfate proteoglycan biosynthetic process; chondroitin sulfate proteoglycan biosynthetic process
Cellular component (GO): membrane
Molecular function (GO): protein xylosyltransferase activity
Source: RefSeq, a predicted model, not a curated record